This is a messenger RNA of Anopheles coustani, 968 nucleotides long. RefSeq lists its product as uncharacterized. Lineage: Eukaryota; Metazoa; Arthropoda; Insecta; Diptera; Culicidae. The record is from RefSeq and is a predicted model, not a curated record. The transcript has 2 exons. The coding region runs from base 1 to 858 and encodes 285 amino acids.
AUGAGUAACAUGCAACCGGAAGAGUACGAAAACACGGGCUGGCUGUCGUACUUCAGUCGGCACAAGACCACGUACACCGCGUCCGACAUCCACAAGAUCAGUAACGAGCUGAACAAUGUACGGAAGAACCUAACUGCCACGCAGUACGCUUACGGUGAGCUGAGCAGUGAACUGAAGGCCCUCAAAAGCUUGCAGGAGCAGCAACGUGCUAGCGAUGAGUACGAGCAACGUGUCAUGGCCGGUGGCAAGGGUGCAUCCGCUGGCCUUCCGAAGGCGGCCGAGAAACGCCUAAAGGAGCAAUCGGAAGAGAUCAAGUGCCUGAAGAGUGAUCUGACCAGCUGUCGGAACGAGCUGUCGAAACAGAUUGCCGCCCUCAGGGUGGCUUGUAGUGAGCUGGGCAAGAAAACCGGAAAGUCCUCCAAGGGUUCACCGGCGGCCGGUCCGAGCGAUGCGGUGGCCUUAAGUCUCGAGAGCCGUAUCAUCGCCGCGGAGAUACAGAUCGAUCAGCUGGCCACGAACCAAACCGAUCGACUGGCAGCCCUGGAGCAAAAGCUUGGCCAGCUAGAGAGACAAAGCACUCCCAACGGGGAUGGCUAUGACGCUCGGCUAAAGGCACUGGAGGACGAUUUCACGCGCAAACUACAGGAUCUUACCGAUCUGGUGGUGGACCUUCAGCGCAAGCUGGCCACGAGCGAAGCCAAACAGGUGGAAAUGCUGCAGAAGCUGACGGCGGCGCAGGCCGCACUCUACGAACAGCUGGAGCACCGGUACGAGCAACAGUGUGGUCAGCUGCGACAGCUUCAGGUACGCCUUAGCCACCUCGGCCAGCGGGAUGACAUCGAUUCCACGUUCGUCUGAUGCCGUGACGUCGCCCGGUGGGCCCGGUGUAUUUUUACGUUGUAGUAAAAUGUCAGGUAGUAUUAAUUCUUGCAUCGCUGGCCAUCGCCAUGCCGAACCUGCCACCCUCC